UUGAAUCGUCACAAGUGACGUCAGUAAGAGAGUCGAAAUGUCUGCAGAGAAGUGAUGACGAAGUGAGGUGUUUAGAUGUUUUCUUCUUUCCGACGCUUGUAUUAUUUUGAAUGUUAUUGUUUUUCUAAGUAAUAAACUCGUUAAAUAUUAUACAAUGGAUGAACGUUUUGAGUAUAAAAGACGUUAAUGAAACAAUAAUAAUGCCCUAUAGCGCCUGAGCUAUAUUGAAGGAUCUGCAUAAAUCAGAAUUUGAGAGACAGUUGAGAAUUUUUAUUUCUGGAAAGUGAUUCAUCUGAAUGGGCUCAUGUUAUUCCCGUAAGGCAAGUGAGGGAUCUUACAGUUACUCUACAGUCUCAAUGGCUACUAUAAAACAAGAGGAAGCUUCCCGACUAACUAGGCCGACUCCCUACAGCAGAAAUUCUAGCUCUACUGGACUUAAUUUCAAGAAAAAGAUUUCCACAAAACAAGAAAUAAAAAGCUAUCCCAGUCCUUUGAUAUAUUCUGUUAAUAAAACAGGACAAUCUAACAUUCCACGUUUGCAGUCUUCUACUUUGUCUUCUUCAGAAUUUGAAGAAUUAGAUAGUAACAAAUCCUAUUUAGAUCCUAAUUCCAAUACUGAAAACAUUCAUAUAAUGAAUAAUAAUAGUAUUUUAGAUGAUAGUAACAAUAAACAAGAGAUUAACAAAAUGACAGCCAUUCAAAGGCAAACUGCUAUUGAAGAAGGUAAUGACAACUUUCAAUAUGAUGUAAAUAAAAGUUUUGUAGACAUGACAAAAAAUUCAGAUGCUGUAAAAAUAUCUGUCCAAAGUAAAAUUCCUUCCAUUUGUACAGCCCAAAUUACCGGAUUACCUCGCCCUCAAGUUGCACAAAUUUCAAAUAGAGUUGUAGGAAAAAACAUAGAUGAGAAGAAAACAAUAGAUGAUGAUGACAAAACUAAAUCACAAAAGCAUUCAACAUACAUUCCAGUUUGGCAAAAUAAAUAUGGAAGUUCUGAUUCUUCUGAGGGAAUUCGUACUGAUGGUGACAGUCAUGAUAGCUGUGCAGCUGAAACUUGGGAUUCUGGAAUUGGAAGCAGUUUUAAUGAAAAAGCUAAACAAGAAGAUGCCGAAACUUUAAAAGAUGUUGAACAUUUUGAAUCUUUAGAAAGUUCUCCAAUAUCUCAAAGCAAACGAACUCUUAGUUCAGAAAUUGCUAAAGCAACUGAUAAUUUAUCUGAAUUAAAUGUAUCUGCAGAUAGCAAUCGUAAAAAUAUGGAUGAUGAAAUUGGAGGAAUUAAAAAAUGGAAUAUCUCUACUCCAAAAUAUAAAUAUAAAGGAUUUGGUUUGAAUAAAACUGAUAGUGAUGGCUUCUCACAAAAGUUAAUAUCUGGAGUGAAUAAAAAUAAACUUAAAAAUCUUUCAUAUGAUAAUCAGCAAACAUAUGCUGCCUACAGAAAUACAUUAAGUUACAGAAAAAUUCCAGUUUUGAAACAAUAUACAACAGAUUUGACGUCAUCUGCAAAAAGGAUAGAAGAAUUACGAAAAGUUAUUUCUGCAAAUAAAGAUAAUUCAAACAUUCCUAGAAUAACAAGAAGAAUUUUGAGUGAAGGUAGUUAUUCUCAAAACAAAGAUAAAGGAAGCAGUAUAAAUAAGCAAAUUGAUAACAAAACUGCAAGCAAAAAUACUUCAGAGGUAGCUAAAGAUCCUUUAAGUCCAGAAUCAGAUGAAAAAUCAGAUAGUAGCACUCAGGGAAUAUUAAGUCCUGUUUCAGAACUUGAAAAUAGAGAAUUUCUUAUUGAUGAUGAAAUUGCUGAUCAGCCUGCUCUUAUCUCAUUUGAAAAUGUAAAAAAUAACAGCGUUCCAUCUCUUCAGCAAUCAGUUAAUGAGCUGCAUGUUCUUCAGGCAGCUAAUGGCAUUGAUUGCCAAAGCGAUACAGGAAGCUUCAGUGCUAAACUAGCAAAAGAAAGAGAGAGAGUAAAUUCAGAAGCAAGAGAAAGAGUUAUAUCAUAUUCUGAUUUGGGAUCAUCCUCUUCUAGUCUUGCAUCUGAUGAUUUAAUGAUGGAUUAUGAUAAAUCUAUUGAUACUGUUCUGGAAGAAUGUGACAGUGUUCAGUCUACCACAGUAAAACAUUCUACUACAAGUGAGACUGAUAAGCAGUUAUAUCGGAAAUCAUAUCCAAUGGUAGAAGAGAAGAGAUCACAUUUAUACAGAAAAAAUUCAGGCUCUCUGAGUGGAAAUAAAUCUGUAAGUAGAGCAGAAUGGCGCAAUCGUUCUGCUAGCUUACCUUUACGACCACCUCGUCCAAUGGCAGUAACUGAAAUUGAGGAUGGAAGUGUGAAAUUAGAUGCUUCUUCUUAUCGACUUCUUAGACAAGACCUUAAUGGAAUGAAAACGAUGCUCUUGAAAUUGAAAAGGAUUUUACAUGAGGCUGAAACUCUAAAUCCAUUUGAUCCAAAUCCAAAAAAUAUGUUUUAUCAUAGUUUGGCCCAUAUUGAUAUACCAACAGGAUGUCUUCCAAAUUCAGAAUCUGUUGAAGAGCAUGCACCUUCUGAAAUUGCAGAGGUUAUGCAGGUAUAUUAUUUUACUGAUUUCAUUCUAUUCUGUAAACUGUAAAAUAUGAUUACAUUG
Molecule: messenger RNA, 2606 nt
Organism: Centruroides sculpturatus (bark scorpion)
Lineage: Eukaryota; Metazoa; Arthropoda; Arachnida; Scorpiones; Buthidae
Exons: 6
Coding region: 297-2591 (764 amino acids)
Source: RefSeq, a predicted model, not a curated record